AGGGUGAGGUUGCAACUCCCGCUCGCUGCACUUGAUGAGCCCAUCCGGACAAAAAAAAGCAAGGUAAAACCUAUUUUGCUACAUGAGUGUGUCUCAGUUGGGACAGACUUUGAGGUUCUUCUAGGGAUGUGUGGAUACAGCAUCCAGCACCUGUUGCCGCCUCACCCGUCUCAUCAGUAGUGAGGACGGAACAACGAGCAUCACUCCAGCGUGGACCACAUGGAGGAGCACACUGAGGCCAAUUUCAGCGGGCAUCACCUUGACGACAGCCCGGCAAGACUACAAAGCAGUGUGGUGUUCUCGGGACCAGUUUUUGUCCUUCUAAUGGUGAUGAUGGUGACUUUGGUGGUGGUGACAGUUUUGGGGAACGCGCUGGUCAUGUUUGCCUUUAAAGUGGACAAGAGUCUGCGGAGACAAUGUAAUUACUACUUCCUAAAUUUGGCAAUAUCGGACUUUCUUGUCGGAGCAUUCUGCAUCCCGGUAUACAUCCCCUACAUUCUGACUGGAAGGUGGACACUGGGCAGAGGACUGUGUAAGCUGUGGCUGGUAAUGGACUACCUGCUUUGCUCCGCGUCAGUCUUCAGCAUCGUCCUGAUCAGCUAUGACCGCUUCCUGUCAGUCACCAGCGCAGUGAGUUACCGGGCCAGACAGAGAGUGUCUCAUCCAGCCAUCAUCAAGAUGACUGCUGUGUGGGUCCUGGCCUUCGUCCUCUAUAGCCCAGCCAUCAUCCUGUGGGAGGUAGUGGUGGGCCGAAGUUGGGUGCCAGAGGACGAGUGCUUUGCAGAGUUCUAUCAUUCCUGGUACUUCCUGCUGUGCGCCUCGAUGCUGGAGUUUUUUUCCCCUUUUAUCUCGGUGGCUUUCUUCAACCUCAGCAUUUAUAUUAACAUACGCCGGAGGAGGCUCCGCUGUCGAGAGGCUCAGCUCAACCUUCAACUGGCUGAAACCGUGUCCACUCAGGGGGAAGGUAUCCCCUUGUCCCACACCUGGGGAUUGGGGGCGAAACUGGCCGCAAGGGGCGCCGUCCACUCCCCAACUUCCUCUCCAAAUUUGGGCAAACUGGAUCCAUCGAGCAGUAGGGCUGCCCAGCCAAACCGUCUGUCCAGAGAUAAGAAAAUUGCAAAGUCUCUGGCAAUCAUUGUGUGUGUGUUUGGCAUCUGUUGGGCACCGUACACCCUACUGAUGAUCAUCCGUGCUGCCUGCAGAGGGCGAUGCAUCCCGCAUCACUGGUAUGAGGUCACCUUCUGGCUCCUGUGGCUCAACUCUGCCAUUAACCCUUUCCUUUACCCACUGUGUCACAGCAGCUUCCGGAGGGCCUUUGCUAAGAUUCUAUGCCCAAAAUUCCGUAGUUCAACUACUCCCCCUUUAGCUGUCCUUCGAGCUGACCAGUGACCACCAGAUAUUCCAAAAAAACUGUGGUGUAUUAACUAUCAACUGUGAUCCAACAUAAAGCUCACAUACUAUUGUGUGAAAGUCAUCAUAUAUUGCCAUUCAAAAUAAUGCUUUUCAUAAUGAUACUUUCACACACAAUAAUUGCUUAAAAUGUUUUGUUCCAAACACAAUGUAGAUUUUUUUGGUUAUAUAUGUAUUUGCAUAGAUGACCAAUGUUGACUGUCAUUUCACUGUGAUGUUAAUCAAAAAUACAUUCCGUAAUUUAACGUUAUAUGAUACUAUCAUCAUCAUCCUAAAAUUUUUUUUUUUUUUGCCAUCUUAUAAAGGACUAUAUAUUACACAAUACAAAGUGACUGAAUAAAACAAUACAAAAGACGACUGAUUAAUGCAAUACACAACUGUUAUAUAGUGCAAAUUCUAAUGGUAAACUGCAUAAAAAGAUCAAAACAUGUUUACAACUGCUGUACUGUACCACUUAACUGUGAUAUCAGGGUGUGUGUUCGGACCUGUGCCACUAGAUGUCGCCAUUCAUCUUCGAGGGUUCUGCUGUGUGCAAAGUACCACAACUUCAAAGUUUCCUCAUUGACCCAAAUUGCUCUGACUGCAGUGAGAGUGUGUGAAUUAACACUUAAAUGCAAAGCACUGACGUCUCUGCACCAACUUUGUGAGUGAUUUUAGCUCCAGGCAGAGAUAUAUAA
This is a messenger RNA of Nerophis ophidion (straightnose pipefish), 2087 nucleotides long. RefSeq names its product histamine H3 receptor. Bases 220 to 1389 code for a protein of 389 amino acids. The transcript has 3 exons. Gene Ontology annotation, biological process: adenylate cyclase-activating adrenergic receptor signaling pathway. The record is from RefSeq and is a predicted model, not a curated record. Gene Ontology annotation, molecular function: histamine receptor activity. Gene Ontology annotation, cellular component: membrane. Lineage: Eukaryota; Metazoa; Chordata; Actinopteri; Syngnathiformes; Syngnathidae.